This is a messenger RNA of Candida albicans SC5314, 723 nucleotides long. RefSeq lists its product as uncharacterized. Lineage: Eukaryota; Fungi; Ascomycota; Pichiomycetes; Serinales; Debaryomycetaceae. The coding region runs from base 1 to 723 and encodes 240 amino acids. The record is from RefSeq and is a predicted model, not a curated record. The transcript has a single exon.
AUGUCUAAUCAACAAGGUACACAGACACAAGAUACUGAUUAUUCCAGUGACUUUGAUGAAUUUGCUGCAACGUUCAACAAUUUCAAACCGAAAGAAUUUAAAUCAACGACAGAAACAAGUACUUUGAUUCUGAGUGCUGCCAGACUAGAAUUAGAAUCAAUAACUUUGAAACAAACAAUGUCAGACACAAUAAAAUCGUUUCUGAAACUUCCAGUUAAAAAACUAACGGAGACUCAUUCACAAGUCAAACAACUUUAUAAAGAUAUUCUGGAUUUGAAACAGACAAUUAAUGAGACCAACCAAAUUGUUAAAGAAGAGUUGUUAGAGAUUAAAAAUUCAUUUUUGAACAACCAAGAGCAAUUUAACCUCCAAAUCCAAGACUUGGUUUCGAAUCAGUCGAUGGUUCUAGAAAGCAGGUUUCUGGAACAAACAAACUACGUUCUGGAAAUUAUUGGGAAGGAGCGCCAAUUAUUUGAGACUUCACAACAACAAUGCCAGUAUAACUUACAAGAAAAAAUAAAUCAACAGUCCAUAGAAUACAACAAAUUGACAACUCAAAUCGAAGGACAAAAUAAAGACAUACAAGAAAUCAAACAAUUUUUAAAAUUAUUGGUCCCUAGAAUAGUUGGAAUCGAAGCAUCCUAUAAAGUACUUUCAACUGAAAAUCCGAUAAUGGAAAGCCAACAAAAACCAAGACCAAUAAAACGGAAAAAACAAAGCUAG